Messenger RNA from Brassica oleracea var. oleracea, 913 nucleotides. RefSeq names its product ATP synthase subunit delta, chloroplastic. Gene Ontology annotation, cellular component: chloroplast thylakoid membrane. The record is from RefSeq and is a predicted model, not a curated record. The transcript has a single exon. The coding region runs from base 72 to 776 and encodes 234 amino acids. Gene Ontology annotation, biological process: photosynthetic electron transport in photosystem I; proton motive force-driven ATP synthesis; photosynthetic electron transport in photosystem II. NCBI's taxonomy places the organism in Eukaryota, Viridiplantae, Streptophyta, Magnoliopsida, Brassicales, Brassicaceae. Gene Ontology annotation, molecular function: proton-transporting ATP synthase activity, rotational mechanism.
CCUCUGGUCUCUGAGAAACUGCAAAUCACUCUCUUCUCUCCUCUCUCCUCUCUCUAGCUCUACCCUCUGGAAUGGCGUCUCUUCAGCAAACCAUGUUAUCUCUGCAAUCGAAACUUCCACCAUCUUCCUUUCAAAUCGCGAAAUCUCUUCCUAUUCGAAGAACAAACUUACCACUCCGAAUCGGUGGGGGAAACGCGGCGGGAGCGAGAAUGUCAGCUACAGCAGCCGGAAGUUACGCUAUGGCUCUCGCAGAUGUUGCGAAGAGGAACGAUACUCUUGAAUUAACGAGUGCAGACGUAGAAAAGCUAGAGAAGGUAUUCUCAGAUCCACAGGUACUCAAUUUCUUCGCCAAUCCGACCGUCGAGGUCGAGAAGAAGCGUCUCGUGAUCGACGAGAUCGUGAAAUUUUCGUCUCUCCAGAGCCACACCUCGAAUUUCCUCAACAUCUUGGUCGAUGCGAAUCGGAUCAACAUAGUGACGGACAUCGUGAAGGAGUUCGAGAUGGUGUACAACAAGAUAACUGAUACGCAAUUGGCUGAGGUUAGAUCGGUGGUGAAACUGGAGCCGCCGCAACUUGCUCAGAUCGCCAAACAGGUUCAGAAGUUAACCGGAGCGAAGAACAUGAGGGUUAAGACGAUUCUUGAUCCGAGCCUUGUCGCUGGGUUCACGAUUCGGUAUGGCGAUUCCGGGUCGAAGCUUAUUGAUAUGAGUGUGAAGAAGCAGCUUGAGGAUAUCGCUGCUCAGCUAGAACUCGGCGAGAUUCAGUUAGCUGCUUGAAAACAAUUGCAUUGAGAAUCGCUUUUUGUUGUGCAACUUAAUUCUUUGUCUCUUCUUGUUCUUUUUCUCCAUCGAUCAUCAACAUGAUAUGUAUACAGUUAUAAUAGUUAUAAUAAUUUCAGGCUAUUUUCAAUUAA